AUGACUGGGCCGAGUGAGCAAGGGCCCCCCGACACACCCCCAGCUGCCAGACUGCAAGCACACGAGGGUGCACGAUGGAUGCUGGAUGCUGGAUGGUGGAACCAAGAGAGGACGAAGAGUCAGAUCCAAGGAAAGGAAGAAGAGAAGAAGCCAAAGCCAAAGAGAGGACGACCGGGGAGGAACAAGAGGAACCAGACUGGGAGCGGUGGUCCCUUAAUAUUCUGGUGCUCGUUCGGAGAAUGGCCGGAAGUGAAAGGAGGGGAUGCGGGUGGGACAGCGAUGGGAAGCCGCGAUAAUCCAUCAUCAUUGGCUUCCAAGAACUUAAGGUUUAUCCCGUUAUACCACUCGCCCGAGAAGCCUGUUCCUAGGCCCCCGCCCAGGCCAAAACGGUGCAGGCGAAUAUGCAUUGCGGCAGCAGCGGUUAGUCCCCGGAAGAUGGAUGGCGAGCUUCAUACUGGAUGGCCUUGUUCGCGGCAGAGGCAAUCGGGCGAUCCUCCAUGCUCUAAUUCCCGAUCCGUAAGGGAUUGUCCCCGGCCAAUCAUCACUGUUCAUGUGUCAGUGUCAGUGUCAACUGAAACUUUGCAGUGCGGAGAAAAAGGGAUUUGCAGGCUCUGGGAGCAGCGUUACGCACGACCUGCUGCUCGUUCUCAUCUAACUUUGUGCAUUAGACUCAAUUGCUACCUUGAUUGGCAGCCCAACCAGCUUCGUUUGGCCUUGAACGACGGGUCCAAAAGGCAGCCUAGUGGCAGUGUCUACCUAAUUAAGCGUGGUUUCAGUCUCUCGGAACGAGGCAGCUUAUUGACUCUAUUCCGCGUAGGGUAUUCCCAGAGACGCAUCAUGCGCCGUCUGCAGAAAAAGAAAACAUCAAGUUCUCGAACGGCCGCCGUCCAAGUGUCGUCAGACGAGUCUCCUGACAUUCGGCGGAUGGCGUGCUCCGUACCUUCUCCCCGGAUCAAGACCGCGGAGAAGGAUCUUUGGUCCAGGAACGCAAACUUAAGAUACUGA
This is a messenger RNA of Aspergillus niger, 1005 nucleotides long. RefSeq lists its product as hypothetical. Lineage: Eukaryota; Fungi; Ascomycota; Eurotiomycetes; Eurotiales; Aspergillaceae. Bases 1 to 1005 code for a protein of 334 amino acids. The transcript has 7 exons. The record is from RefSeq and is a predicted model, not a curated record.